UCAUGAUUUUGCGGUAUGAUUUUGAUUUUGAAGAGGGUUUUUCGCCAUCUGGGCCGUGGUUCAAUCCCCUGUUCGGUUCGAAUCUCAUUUCAAUCUGCAAACAUGCAUGCCAAUCACUUGCUUCUCGAAGAGCCUAUCAGGAUGGCCUCCAUUCUCGAGCCAUCUAGAGCCAAUUUCUUCCCCGCAAUGACAAAGAUCGUUGGGACUUUGGGCUCCAGGUCUCGAUCUGUCGAGGUCAUCUCUGGUUGCCUUAAAGCUGGAAUGUCUGUGGCUCGAUUCGACUUUUCGUUGGGGGAUCCUGAGUAUCACCAAGAGACUUUGGAAAACUUGAGGGCUGCUGUGAGGACCACUAAUAAGCUUUGUGCUGUUAUGCUAGAUACAGUGGGUCAUGAGUUGUAGGUUGUCAACACCAUUGAGAAAACUA
Molecule: messenger RNA, 424 nt
Organism: Camellia sinensis
Lineage: Eukaryota; Viridiplantae; Streptophyta; Magnoliopsida; Ericales; Theaceae
Source: RefSeq, a predicted model, not a curated record